AUGCAUAUCAGAGACAAGCUCGCUGAGCAGGAUGCCGCCCAGCGGCCGGGCAUCUCCUUUGAGUUCUUCCCUCCCAAGACCGCCCAGGGUGUUCAGAACCUGUACGACCGCAUGGACCGGAUGCACGCCCUCGGCCCCGCCUUCAUCGACAUCACCUGGGGUGCUGGCGGCCGCCUGUCCGAUCUGACCUGUGAGAUGGUCAACGUGGCACAGUCGGUCUACGGCCUCGAGACCUGCAUGCACCUGACCUGCACCGACAUGCCCCAGGAGAAGAUCGAUGCCGCCCUCCAGGCUGCCUACAAGGCCGGCUGCACCAACAUCCUCGCCCUCCGCGGCGAUCCGCCGCGGGAGAAGGAGGCCUGGGAGGCCACCACCGGCGGCUUUCGCUACGCCAAGGACCUGGUCAAGUACAUCCGGGAGAAGUAUGGGAACCACUUUGACAUCGGCGUCGGGGGGUACCCGGAAGGCGCCGACGACAACCCGGAUGUCGACCAGCUGAUCGACCAUCUGAAGGAGAAGGUCGACGCCGGCAGCUCCUUUGUCAUCACCCAAAUGUUCUACGACGUCGACAACUUCCUCGCCUGGGUCCGCAAGUGCCGCGACCGGGGUAUCAACGUCCCCAUCAUCCCGGGUAUCAUGCCCAUCCAGACCUACGCCUCGUUCAUCCGCCGCUCCAACUGGACCAAGGUUAAUGUGCCGCCGGAGUGGCUGGAGGCCCUGGAGCCUGUCAAGAACGAUGACGCCGCCGUCCGUGAGAUCGGAAAGACCCUGAUUGCCGAUAUGUGCCGCCGACUGCUCAAAUCCGGCCUCAUCAACCAUCUGCACUUUUACACCAUGAACCUGGCCCAGGCCACCAAUCUCGUCCUGCAGGAACUCAAACUCAUCCCCUCAGAGGAGACCCCGCUCCAGCGACCUCUGCCCUGGCGGCCGUCGCUCGCUCUGAACCGUCGCACCGAGGACGUCCGCCCCGUCUUCUGGCGCAACCGCCAAUCCUCGUACAUUGCCCGCACCCAGACAUGGGACGAAUACCCGAACGGCCGCUGGACGGACUCGCGCUCGCCGGCCUUUGGCGAGCUCGAUGCCUACGGGAUCGGCCUGAAGGGCACCAACGAGCUCAACGUCAAGCUUUGGGGCCAGCCACGCUCCAUCCACGAACUCUCCGACAUCUUCGUCCGCUUCAUCCAGGGCACGCUCGACCGUCUCCCCUGGAGCGACGCCCCCAUCACCGCCGAGGCCGACGCGAUCAAGAACGACCUGAUCGACUUGAACCGCCGCGGCUUCCUGACCAUCAACUCCCAGCCGGCCGUCAACGGCGUCAAAUCCUCCCACCCUGUCUAUGGCUGGGGUCCCAAGAACGGCUUCGUCUACCAGAAGGCCUACCUCGAGCUGCUCGUUCCCGCAGACCUGGUCGACGAGCUGAUCGCCCGCAUGGACCGCAAUGACGACCUGACCUACCACUGCAUCCGCCGCGACGGCGAGCUGCGCACCAACACCCGUGACAGCCCCAACGCCCUCACCUGGGGCAUCUUCGCCGGCCGCGAGAUCAUCCAGCCCACCAUCGUCGAGACCGUCAGCUUCCUCGCCUGGAAGGACGAGGCCUUCCGUCUCGGCGAAGAUUGGGCCAAGUGCCACGAGCCCUCGACUCCCACUCGGAAACUGAUCCAGGGCAUCAUGGAUGACUGGUAUCUAGUCAACAUCGUCAACAACGACUUCCACAAGACCCAUGAUCUCUUCGACCUCUUCAAGGACCUGACCGUCAAAGACCUCGACCGGGCGAUUCCCAGCGAGGUCGCAAACGGCACAGAGGCCUGA
Penicilliopsis zonata CBS 506.65 is the source of this 1812-nucleotide messenger RNA. RefSeq lists its product as hypothetical. Gene Ontology annotation, cellular component: cytosol. The transcript is spliced from 2 exons. Gene Ontology annotation, biological process: tetrahydrofolate interconversion. The record is from RefSeq and is a predicted model, not a curated record. Gene Ontology annotation, molecular function: methylenetetrahydrofolate reductase [NAD(P)H] activity; FAD binding. The coding region runs from base 1 to 1812 and encodes 603 amino acids. Lineage: Eukaryota; Fungi; Ascomycota; Eurotiomycetes; Eurotiales; Aspergillaceae.